CCAAGUUUUACUUAUUUAAUACGUUUCAUAUUCGCCCUUUGUUGACCUUCUUGUGCAACUGCCACUCGAGUGUUCGUUGAUAAGUAAUUUUUCGGAUUUCCUUCUGCCGCCGUUUUUACGCCUUUUAUUUCAAUAGAUAAAACAUAUCAAAUGAACAAAUUGAACAUCUUGAUAAUAUUUAACUUUCGCUUCUUGACAACGUUCAGAAGAGGUUAGGAAAUGUUUUAAUCCAAUUGCAAUGUGACAUUACCCAUUUUGUCAGGUGUAAUACUGAAACAUAAAUUAAUGAUUGUUUAAUAAGUAUCUUUCUUUUUACAUUGUACUUGUGCGGGAUUGUAGCUUAUCACGUAAUUCAUAGAAUCUUCCAGUGAGAAAGUUAGUUAAAGUUGAAAAGUGCAAUUGGUGUAUCAAGGCGGCUUAAGUGAAGUUCCAGAUCCAAACAGAUGUGAUGCAAUAUUUGCACCAAAAAUGGAAGACGCAUCUCGGCGAUAUAGAAAGCGCAGUUAUUAUAAUCGAAUUUUAUCAAAUGAACAGACAGAUUGUGAAGAACAUUCAGAAAAUUCAAAAAAAGUGAAGGAGACAAAUGGAAAAAGGAAAACUGAACAGUUGGACGCAAUAGGAAGUGGAAAUAGUUUUAAUCGAAUAACUAACUUAUCCGGAAAUAACAUUUUUGCCAAAUUAACGGCCGGGUUGGAAAUUAAACCUUGUUGGUACAACUCUGAUAUCAAUAAUAACAACUCUCAUACGCUUAUACAAAGCACCACUUGUGAUUAUAGGAAUAAGUCAAGAUGCUCGAAUCGUUUCAUAGAUGAUGUCGUAUUGAAUACAUCGGAUUUCCCAUUUUCAUAUACAAAUAAGUUAUCACAAUGGGAACGGGAUCUCAGUUAUUCCUCAAAUUCAAUUGCCACUCCUGAAUUAGACGACUUCUUUGACAAAUAUUCAAAAAAGCAAUAUUUGUCGGAAGAGCUGAAAUGGAAAAAUGACACCCCGAGAGUAGCUGAUUCAAUUUGUUCCGAAAAUUCCUAUAACUGUUUCAAUGAAAGCAGUCCAUUAGAGAGCCUUUCUAUUGGGACAUUUGCAGCGUCAAAGUCUACACAGGAAGAAAAGAAAAAAUAUAUUCUAACUUCACUUUUACGUGAUUUUAAGCAGAAUACAUCUUUGAAAACUAUUGGUGGUUGCUCACGUCGCCAUGAAAAUAUUCCAAAACGGUUAAUUAAACCGAUCAAAAAUAGCAUUUCAAAAUCAGCAACUGGGGAAGGAAAUUGUUUCGUUGGUAAGUAUAUAUUAACGUAAU
Dendroctonus ponderosae (mountain pine beetle) is the source of this 1294-nucleotide messenger RNA. RefSeq lists its product as uncharacterized. The transcript is spliced from 2 exons. Bases 469 to 1293 code for a protein of 274 amino acids. NCBI's taxonomy places the organism in Eukaryota, Metazoa, Arthropoda, Insecta, Coleoptera, Curculionidae. The record is from RefSeq and is a predicted model, not a curated record.